This is a messenger RNA of Malania oleifera, 2125 nucleotides long. RefSeq names its product bZIP transcription factor TGA10. The transcript has 11 exons. Gene Ontology annotation, molecular function: sequence-specific DNA binding; DNA-binding transcription factor activity. Gene Ontology annotation, biological process: regulation of DNA-templated transcription; DNA-templated transcription. The coding region runs from base 333 to 1850 and encodes 505 amino acids. Lineage: Eukaryota; Viridiplantae; Streptophyta; Magnoliopsida; Santalales; Ximeniaceae. The record is from RefSeq and is a predicted model, not a curated record.
AGAGAGAUAGAGAGAGACAGAGAGGAGAGAGACAGAUUUGUCUUUUGCAUCUGAGCAUUCAAAUCUGUUUCUUCUUUUCUUCUCUUUUUUUUUUUCUUCUUUUGGGUUCUUCCAUUCUGGUCAUUUUAUCCUGUUACAUCCGCCCUUUCUCGAUAAUAUUAAUAACCGACUCCCCAACCCUCUCUCUCUCUCUCUCUCUCUCUCUCUCUCUCUCUCUCUCUCCUUAUAAUUCUCAGAUGCAUGAUGGUGAGAUCAGAGACUGAUCUCCACUAGCACCGCCGGCAAGAGAAAUACAGUCGAUCGAAGAAGUACUAUUGGGUGUUCCGCCAUUGAUGGGCUUUUGGACGGCCGACACAGAGACGAAGCACGUUGUGGGAGUUCCUUUCAUGGCCGCCGCCGCUGAUACAAAUAACAAAGGCAGUACUGAUCAGCUUCAUCAUCAUCACCAUCACCAGAUUCCUUACGGAAUGAUGCAGCAGUCGUCAUCCUCUUCCUCCAUCGUCACCGCAGCAAACCUCAUCAGAAGCAAAGACGGUGGUGAGGCAGCGGCUUAUGACUUAGGGGAAUUAGAUCAAGCCCUUUUCCUCUACCUUGAUGGCGGGGCUCCGCCGCCGGCAGAUCCCAGCUCCGCCCAUCACCCUCUCCAUUACGAUCAGCAAAGACUGGGCGCAGAGAAUUGUGGAAUGCGACCUCCGACUUUGAACAUUUUCCCUUCUCAGCCUAUGCACGUAGACCCAUCUACCAAUAAGCAGGGGAGUGGAACUGGAGGAGUAGUUUCUCAUCAAGCUGCAGCGGCCAGCUGUGGUUCAAAGAGAUCAUCAGAUCAGCCGCCGCCCAUGGAGGCCAACCCCCGAAACAACGUCGCUUCUGCCCCUCAUCACCCCGAACCUUCUAAAGCCGUCAAAAGAGAAGGAAACCGCAGAGGCCCAACAUCCAGUUCUGAGCAAGACGCACCCAAAACCCCAGAUCCCAAGACUUUGAGAAGACUUGCUCAGAAUAGAGAGGCAGCUAGGAAAAGUAGACUACGAAAAAAGGCUUAUGUUCAGCAGCUAGAAUCCAGCAGGAUCAGGCUUACUCAACUUGAGCAGGAGCUUCAACGUGCUAGAACUCAGGGCGUGUUUUAUGGUGGAGGACCUCUUCUAGGUGGAGACCAGGGACUUCCCGUGGGCAUCAACAACUUAAGCUCAGAUGCGGUGGUGUUUGACAUGGAGUACACGAGGUGGCUGGAGGAGCACCACCGGCUGAUGUGCGAGCUGAGGGCAGCGGUUCAGGAGCACUUGCCGGAGAAUGAGCUGCGGCUGUACGUGGACAACUGCCUGGUCCACUUCGACGAGAUGAUCAACCUCAAGUCCAUGGUGGCCAAGUCCGACGUCUUCCACCUCGUCUCCGGCAUGUGGAAGACCCCCGCCGAGCGCUGCUUCUUGUGGAUCGGCGGUUUCCGGCCCUCGGAGCUCCUCAAGAUAGUAUCAACUCAAAUAGAGCCAUUAACGGAACAACAAUUGUUGGGAAUAUAUGGAUUGCAACAAUCGACGCAAGAGGCAGAGGAUGCAUUGACACAAGGGCUAGAAGCGCUGAACCACUCGCUCUCAGACACCAUAGCUUCUGACGCCUUGAGUUGCCCUCCUAACAUGGCCAACUACAUGGGCCAAAUGGCCAUGGCCAUGAACAAGCUCUCUGCCCUUGAAAGUUUUGUUCGACAGGCUGAGAAUCUGAGGCAGCAGACGCUGCACCGGCUGCACCAGCUGCUGACGACGCGGCAGGCGGCGCGGUGUUUUCUGGCGAUCGCCGAGUACUUCCACCGCCUUCGGGCUCUCAGCUCCCUCUGGCUGUCCCGUCCCCGCCAGGACUAAUGUUUAUUAAUUACUUACUUCUUAUAUAUAUAUAUAUAUAUAUAUAUAUAUAUAUAUAUUAUGUAUUGUCAAUUUUAUAUUUCAAUUUUCAAUCUUCCUUGCCCAGAUCAAUAUUGGGUCCAGCUUCAUAUAUUCAACUUCUUCCCGCUCUCUCUCUCUUUCACUUGAAAUAUGUUUACUUGUUCUCCAUAUGGGGAUGAUCGUGAUGUAUAGAUAAGAGAGAAACCUUCAGAUGAGUUAGACAAUUAAUUAAUUAAUUAACUAAGCGUAUAUCC